AUGCGGGGCAUCGAAACGCCACAACAACUUCCUGAAGAAGGAAAGUGGUUUGAAACGUACCCACCAGUCAGCCAAGCUACGAAUGCGAAUGGAGAUUAUCGUGCCUACCCGCACCUGGCUGGCAAAUCACAAUUUAAGGCAAGCAUGACUCCUCGAGCAGAUAUCAUGGUCAGAAUCCUGGCCUCUCAGCCCAUCCCCCUUGAUCCGCAGUGCACUUUAUGUGAGCGCCAUCGUGGUUACAACGAACACCUUGGCGCUGAGAAGCACUGGAAGGCUCUUUAUCCCACCUACACUGGUGACGGUGUGGUCAUUUCACAAGUUCGAGACCGGGUGUGGAACAAAGUGAGGAUUGCCGGAGGGUGGGUUGCUUGA
Molecule: messenger RNA, 372 nt
Organism: Durusdinium trenchii
Lineage: Eukaryota; Dinophyceae; Suessiales; Symbiodiniaceae
Source: the annotation of a GenBank genome assembly